This is a messenger RNA of Chinchilla lanigera (long-tailed chinchilla), 463 nucleotides long. It is a transcript of the gene Tmem256, whose product is annotated as transmembrane protein 256. The record is from RefSeq and is a predicted model, not a curated record. NCBI's taxonomy places the organism in Eukaryota, Metazoa, Chordata, Mammalia, Rodentia, Chinchillidae. The transcript has 4 exons. Bases 38 to 379 code for a protein of 113 amino acids.
UGGGCGGUGUUUGUCCCGCACGUGACCAUCUACUACCAUGGCCGGACCAGGAGCUGCUUUCCGUCGCCUUGCUGCCUUGUCAGGAGCUGGAGCCUUGGGCUUGGCCACCUACGGGGCGCACGGCGCUCAGUUCCCGGAUGCCUACGGGAAGGAGCUCUUUGACAAGGCCAACAAACACCACUUCUUUCACAGUCUGGCCCUGUUAGGAGUACCCCACUGCAGAAAGCCCCUCUGGGCUGGGUUGCUGCUAGUCUCUGGAACCACCCUGUUCUGCACCAGCUUUUACUACCAGGCUCUGAGUGGAGAUACUAGCAUCCAGAUGCUGGGCCCAGUGGGAGGGAGCUUACUUCUCCUAGGCUGGGUUACCUUGGCUCUUUGAAGUCUGUUUUUAGUUACUGAGCUUUUCUGGGUAAUUUUGUGGGAAGAUGAAACAGAAAGGAAAUUAAAAAAGAAAAGCAAAGAA